This is a messenger RNA of Strongylocentrotus purpuratus (purple sea urchin), 1866 nucleotides long. RefSeq lists its product as uncharacterized. The record is from RefSeq and is a predicted model, not a curated record. The coding region runs from base 337 to 1305 and encodes 322 amino acids. The transcript is spliced from 8 exons. Lineage: Eukaryota; Metazoa; Echinodermata; Echinoidea; Camarodonta; Strongylocentrotidae.
AAAGCUGAGGUGGCGGACUCAACCUAUAGGAGAGACGACGCGACGUCUGGCAUAUCAUCCCAACCAAAUGCAUAGUAAAUCAUCAAAGCAAAACGUGUUUACCAACGGGUACCUUUCUCCGAAAAAAAUCUAUUCUGAGCUACUGGCCUGGAAAGACAAUAAAAUGAGAUGAUGAAGCCGAUAAUAUUAAUGCAAGAAUAUGAACGAUUUAUCUUGCUGCACUGGCGUACCUGUUCGGCACUUGAGUGUUGAGCAACCUAGAUUGCAGCUCGCUAGCUAGGACACAACCGGAUUUCUUUUGGCCCUGAUCUUGAAGUUCGCAUACAUCUAACUAUUAUGGCCCAGGAUAGGAACCUCUUGACCGUGAUACUGGUCUGCUGUUUGACUGUCGUGAGCAUCGUCGCUUUGGUUCUCGGCAUAAUCAGCUUGAAUCAAUCAGGGGGCGAGACUGGAUCUGGGCAGCCGAUAAACAUCUAUACCCAGUCUGGCCAGUCAUCAUCUAGUGGAUCGUCAUUGGCGAGCAGUAGCAGCAGUGAUGACAAGGUCUGGCUCUUUGCCAUCGGUCACUAUGAUGAUGUCUUGGAAUAUUUGGAUGAGACGACAUACACAAUCAAGGGAUUUGGCCCAGACAUGGUGGAUGCAGUGUGUUCGAUAGCGAACAAGAACUGUCAACUGGUUUAUGACGUCUACGAACAUUGUUGGGACAGCCAAGCGGGUGAGCGGCCCAGGGGUGGCCCAGGGCUCAUGGGCGGAUGGUACGAUGGAUGUACAGGUUGGGUCCAAACUUUCGAUCGCCUGCUGACGUAUUAUUUCACAGUGCCAUACAACAAAGGAGGCUCUGUCGCCCUCUACGCCAAGAAUGACAGCACAGUGACGUAUAACAAUUUGACCAAUCUGAAAGUUGGAUUUCUGGAUGGCUGGAAUGCGGACGAAUUUUGCCUCGCCCGCUACACAAACAUCGCGGGUUCUACGCUCAGUGCCAACCAGAUAUUCCACUACCAAUCAGCUGAGCUCUUGAUCGACGCAAUCCUGAAUGAACAGAUUGACGUGGCAUUCGGUGAAUCUUUGAGUCAGUUCACGAGCUCGCUGAAACUCAUUUCACCGCCAAACUUCGAUAACAACUGUCUGGCUGGCGGUGCCUCGAUCAUGACACGACACACCAACCGUGACCUGGUGAAUUGGUGGAAUGACGCCUUCCAGCGUCUCAGGGACAGAGGGCGCUAUAAUGAAAUCUGCGAGGCAAUUCCUGAGCGCCACGGUCAUAUCGCCGGUCAGGAUUACACUGAAAUCUGCCUCGGUUAUUAAUCAGCUUCACGCUGAUUGGUCUGUUCUCCAUCAUGUGACCAUCUUCCGAAGAUGACAUUCAUCAAUGUUACUAGCUUACCGAGAGAUAGAGAGUGAUUUAAGUCACGUUCCAAGUACUGAUUCUUAUUCAGAAAAAAAAAAUGUAUUUUCAAAGUGUAAUUCAUAACAAAGUAUAAAGGCUCGUUCAGUAAAUAACGCGGUAUAGCGCCACAAAAAUCCCGCUACGGUUAUCAUAUGUGUACAUGAAUGGCAACUGAUCUCUGUGUUAUAAGACACAGCAAUAAGAAACGUGUCUCACUUUACGUCAUCGUAAAAAACCCGCUAUGGUUUUGUCGUGUCAUAUCGAUCUGUACGAGGCUUUUAUACUUUGAUAUUUCGAAGUAGUUUCUGUGUGCAUUGGCUAUAGUAAGGGUUCGAUCAUAUUAUGUAUAUUUCAGGCAGCAGACAGCACCCCCUAAAAACUGUGAAUCACUUUGCUUGAGAAAGUAUAUCGGAGUGGAUGCAAUCAGCAUAUACCACUAAAGUUUAGGUUGAUAGAAGCCUAGAGUUCAUGACUUUAUG